AUGGAGGUAAAUUGUUUAACACUAAAAGACCUGAUCAACCCCAGACUAGAUUUUGCAAUUGAAGAUGGGGAAAAUGCACAAAAGGAAAAUAUAUUUGUUGAUCGCUCAAGGAUGGCCCCAAAGACGCCAAUAAAAAAUGAACCAAUUGACUUAUCGAGACAAAAAAUCUUCACUCCAGAAAGAAAUCCCAUCACUCCAGUUAAGCUUGUCGACAGACAGCAGGCAGAACCAUGGACACCCACCGCUAACCUGAAGAUGCUCAUUAGUGCUGCCAGCCCAGACAUAAGAGACCGAGAGAAGAAAAAAGGACUGUUCAGGCCCAUUGAGAACAAGGACGAUGCGUUUACAGACUGUCUGCAGCUUGAUGUUGUUGGGGACAGUGCUGUGGACGAAUUUGAAAAGCAAAGGCCAAGCAGAAAACAGAAAAGUUUAGGACUCCUGUGCCAGAAGUUUCUAGCUCGCUAUCCAAGUUAUCCACUGUCGACUGAGAAAACUACCAUCUCCCUAGAUGAAGUUGCUGUCAGUCUCGGCGUUGAAAGGAGACGCAUCUACGACAUUGUGAAUGUGCUGGAGUCACUGCAUCUGGUCAGCCGGGUGGCCAAGAAUCAGUACGGCUGGCACGGACGGCACAGCCUGCCGAAAACCCUGAGGAACCUCCAGAGGCUAGGAGAGGAGCAGAAAUACGAAGAACAGAUGGCACACCUCCAACAGAAAGAGCUCGACCUGAUGGAUUAUAAAUUUGGAGAACGCAGAAGAGAUGGCUGUCCAGAGUCCCAGGAUCCACAGUUACUGGAUUUCUCUGAACCCGACUAUCCCUCUUCAUCUGCAAACAGUAGAAAAGAUAAGUCUCUGAGAAUUAUGAGCCAGAAAUUUGUCAUGCUGUUCCUGGUCUCCAAAACCAAGAUUGUUACUCUUGAUGUGGCUGCCAAAAUACUGAUAGAAGAAAGCCAAGAUACGCCGGAUCAUAGUAAAUUUAAAACAAAGGUACGACGCCUCUAUGACAUAGCCAAUGUUCUGACCAGCUUGGCACUGAUAAAGAAAGUGCACGUAACAGAAGAGCGAGGCCGGAAACCCGCCUUCAAGUGGAUUGGGCCUGUGGAUUUCAGUUCCACUGAUGAAGAACUAGUGGAUGUUUCGGCAUCUGUCCUACCAGAAUUGAAAAGAGAAACGUACGGCCACAUUCAAUUCUGUGCAAAACAGAAGCUUGCUCGACAUGGCUCUUUUAACUCAGAUCAGGCUUCUGAGAGGAUCCAGAGGAAAGUGAACUCAGAACCCAGCAGCCCUUACAGAGAAAAACAAGGAUCAAGUGGCUACUCCUUAGAAAUUGGAAGUCUGGCAGCUGUCUACAGACAGAAAAUAGAAGACAAUUCACAGGCAGAAGCUUUUGCCAAUCAGAGAGCGAUACCUCCAUCAAGCAGCCUGGAGGCCGCUGCUCCUUUCCCCGGCCUCUCUGUUGACUCAGAAUACUGUGUUAAUGCCUUGGCCCACCCAGUACUUUCCGUGGCUCCAACAGACUUGCAGGCCUUCUCUGCCCAGAAUGGUCUGAACAGACAAGGAGGUGUCUCCCUCGCCUCUGCCGCCUUGGACGCGGAGAGCCUGAAGCCAGCUCUGCUGGCCGGCCAGCCCCUGGUGUACGUGCCCUCCACCUCGCUGUUCAUGCUGUGUGGGAGCCUGCAAGAGCCGCCGUCCCCGGGGUCGGGGUCAGGGUCCGAGAGGGACAGCAGGGGCUCGGAAGGCACAGCAGAGUGGUCAGCCACGCCCUCAGUUCAGAAGCGCCUCGGGGAGGAGAGGAAGCCGCAGGAGGAGGAGGAGCCGGCCACGAAGAGACAGAGCAGGGACUGCGAAGACGGCCCCCUCUCCCUCGUCAUGCCCAAGAAACCCUCAGAUUCCACAGACAUUGCGUCUUCCAAGACCGUGGAUAAAAGGGGACCUGCACCCCAUGAAGACAUUCACAUGAAUGGACAACUUUCUGCUGCAAAGGAGGUUUCGGGAAAGGCUACAGCAGACUGCUUCAUUUCUUCUGAGUGGGGAAAUCCUUCUAGAAAUACAGAGAUAGAAAAGCCUUCGAAAGAAAAUGAAAGCACCAAAGAGCCCUCUUUGCUGCAGUAUCUUUAUGUGCAGUCGCCAACAGGAUUAAAUGGUUUCAGUGUGCUCUUAUCCGGCAAUCAGACCCCCCGCGCUGUGGGACCAUCUUCAGGUCCGCUGCCGCCGCUCAGUGUUCCAUACAUGGUCUUGCCAUCGCCGACACUGGGCCCUUUUCCUGUUCUCUAUUCACCCACGAUGCCCGGGCCGGUGUCCUCUGCUCCCAAUGCUCUCCCAAGCACGGGACCUGUGAAUCUUGGCUUGCCUGGCCUCGGAUCAAGAGCUCAUCUUCUCAUCGGCCCUGCUGCCCUGGUUAAUCCAAAAUCAUCGAUGCUCCCCUCCGCAGACGCUCAGCUUCAGGGUCCGCACUCACUUAACCUGAGUCCGGUGAUGUCACGAUCACACAGCAUCAUCCAGCCCGAGUCCCCCGUUUACGGAGGACAUCCAGCCUCUGUGGUGAAAUUACAACAGUCACCAGUUCCAGUGACCCCCAAGAGCAUCCGACGCACACAUCGAGAGACGUUUUUCAAGACACCUGGCAGCCUCGGGGACCCUGUCCUUAGGAGAAGAGAAAGGAAUCAGUCACGAAACACCAGCUCAGCACAGAGGAGGCUCGAAAUCCCCAGCGGCGGGGCCGACUAA
Messenger RNA from Balaenoptera ricei (Rice's whale), 2724 nucleotides. RefSeq names its product E2F transcription factor 7 (gene E2F7). The record is from RefSeq and is a predicted model, not a curated record. Gene Ontology annotation, cellular component: RNA polymerase II transcription regulator complex. The coding region runs from base 1 to 2724 and encodes 907 amino acids. Lineage: Eukaryota; Metazoa; Chordata; Mammalia; Artiodactyla; Balaenopteridae. The transcript is spliced from 12 exons. Gene Ontology annotation, molecular function: DNA-binding transcription factor activity, RNA polymerase II-specific; RNA polymerase II cis-regulatory region sequence-specific DNA binding. Gene Ontology annotation, biological process: regulation of transcription by RNA polymerase II.